Messenger RNA from Pipra filicauda (Wire-tailed manakin), 1680 nucleotides. RefSeq names its product MAPK regulated corepressor interacting protein 1 (gene MCRIP1). The coding region runs from base 171 to 461 and encodes 96 amino acids. Lineage: Eukaryota; Metazoa; Chordata; Aves; Passeriformes; Pipridae. The transcript is spliced from 4 exons. The record is from RefSeq and is a predicted model, not a curated record.
GUCGCAGGCGGGCCCGGUGCGGGCCGCGCGUUGCCCGGCGACGGGCGGGGCCCCGCGGCCUAUCCCGGCCUGGCUCCUCGCCUUCCUCCCGCAGUCCCGCCGCUCCCGCCGAGCGUCGCCGCACCCGCCGAGUGCCGCCCCGCCCGGCCCCGCCGAGCGCCGCCGCCGCCAUGGCCAGCUCCCCCGUGUCCCGAGUGGUGUACAACGGGAAGCGGAGCGGCGGCCCGCGCUCCCCCGGCGCCGGCAGCGAGAUCUUCACGCCGGCCCACGAGGAGAACGUGCGCUUCAUCUACGAGGCCUGGCAGUGCGUGGAGCGCGACCUGCGCAGCCAGAUGGGCUCCGAGCGCGGCCUGGUCGAGGAGUACGUGGAGAAGAUGCCGAACCCCAGCCUGAAAGCGUUUAAACCCGUCGACCUGGGUGAUCUGAAGAGAAGGAACACACAGGAUGCAAAGAAGUCCUAAGGCGGGUCCUCCCUGUGGAUCGGCUGCUCUUCUAAGGUCCUCAAGCAGAUUUAAGUUGAAAUUUUGUGUUGAUUUCCUCCUCUGGUCUGUGCUCCCAAAAGCUCACGGGAGAGCCAGUCAGCUUUGGGGCUGGCUCUGAAGCUGCCUGAGGUCGAGGAUGCUCAGCGGCUUACCAAGGCUGCCCAGAGCCUGUUGCAAAGGAUUCCAGUCCCCCACUCAUAGCUUUCUUUGGCCUCAAACUGUCCUUCCUCCCUUCACACUGAGCUCCCCGAUCUCCCGUACCCCUUCUGCCGCCGCCCCGGGCGCUGGGCGGGGCUGGGCUGAGCGGAUGGGCAGUGCCAGGUCUGUGCACCAAGGCCCCGCAGCUGCUGGGGUGGGAUGUGGGCAGAAGGGACAGUCGGGUCUUUCCCUGUGCCUCAUCCGGCCUGCUUGUGCAGUUCAGGGCUGGGCAGGCUGCAGCCAGGCUGCUCCUAGCUCCACUGUGGCAGCAAGUUGCUGCCUGGGCUGCCGGAGCACAUGGGCCACAUCCGAGGUUGGAUUUUCCGUGUGCUUAGAGCAGGCUAAGAUCCCUGUGGUGCUUGAGGGGGGGUUGUUCCCCUCCUUGCAGAUGGAAAGAGGUGUGGUGUCCCGCCUCAGGUGCCUGAGAGGUGCUCAGAGGGGCCCGAGCCACCUGCAGCCCCCUGGCCUCGGUGCCUCGGCAACCCCACGGGAGGCAGCAGCCGUGGGGCUGCACGGAGCGAGGCUCGGGGGCUCCUCACCCCAGCAGCGCUGCAGUUUUGUACCAAUACCAUUUUCCAGAUACACACCCUUGGAAGAGACCUGGCCCCACAGCUCGCCCUGGGGGCUGUAGGUGGUGGAACUGUGCUGGGGGGCCUUCCUUGGGCCCCUCGCUCCUGGCAGGGCUCAGGUGGUUCCUGCAUCAUUGCCUGAGCUGGGGAGAGCAACUGUGCCACCCUUGCCCACCUGAGCCACGGGGCCACUCCCUGGGGAGGUGGCAGCCCCCUGCCUAUCUGUGCUCCAGGCCAGAUGGGGCUGGUGGGCCUGCCCAGUGCCAGCGGCUGCGGGAGGGCUGCGGGGACUGGGGGCUGCCAGUGGGGGCUGCCAGUACCUUUCCUUUGUUGAGUCUUUAAGCUGUGCCGUUCCCUUUCCUUUCUCUCUGUGGUCUGUCACUUGAGGAGUGUUGUAAAUAAACGCUGGUGUCCUUUUGGGGCUGCCUCGA